UCGGUCAGUCAGUGAGAAACUCUCUGUUCCUCAACACGAAGUUAAGUUUGCAGACUGGAACAGCAACAACAGAGGCUCCUCCCUUUUCAGCACAUCUGGAUCGGUGGAAGAGCGGAGAGGCACAUAGCUGCAGUCUAACUGAGUCCAUUUAUAACAGUGGGCUCACCAGGACAAAGUCACACAUUUGGAUACCUUUCUCUUGCAGACUAAAAGCGCGACUCCUCCACCACAACUGUGGCCAGCUGGUUUCCCUGAACACACUCUGGCACUGCAUUAACGCUACUCGUAUCGAGGAGUCAAACUUCAACCUGUCUAUCAUCGUAGACUGACAGCACCUAACUAACCACAGGAUGCCAUUAGGGGGAGGAAACAAGUGUGGCCGCUGUCAGAAGGCAGUUUACUUUGCAGAGGAGGUACUCUGUGACGGGCGGAGCUUCCACAGGUCCUGCUUCCUGUGCAUGGUGUGUCACAAGAGCUUGGACAGCACAACUGUUGCUGUUCAUAUGGAUGAAAUCUACUGCAAGGCAUGCUACGGCAAGAAGUAUGGACCAAAGGGCUACGGUUAUGGCCAGGGAGCAGGGACCCUCAGCAUGGACAAGGGAGAGUCUCUGGGUAUAACACAUGACGAACCUGGUCCUCACCAACCCACCACCAACCCAAAUCCAUCCAAGCUGGCUCAGAAAUUUGGAGGAUCAGACAAGUGCCCUCGCUGUGGCAAGGCUGUCUAUGCUGCUGAGAAAGUGAUUGGAGCUGGAAGUGCAUGGCAUAAGGUUGGAUGUUUCACCUGUGCCACGUGUGGGAAGAGCCUUGAAUCAACCACACUAGCUGACAAGGAUGGUGAAAUCUACUGCAAAGGGUGUUAUGGCAAAAACUUCGGUCCUAAAGGAUUUGGAUACGGAAUUGGCGCCGGAGCGUUGGCGCACACUCAGUAGAGUUCAUUGGGAUCUUGACUGGUGACUGGUUUCCAGAGCCCUGCACUACCGCCUUCUUCCUGCAGGGGGCAGAUUGCUGCCAGUAAAUAUACUGUACACCCGAUAAAAACAUGCCUGAUUAUAAAGCUGCAUUAUAAACUGGGCAGAAUAAAAGAAGACACCAUCUUAGUUCCAUACAGAUUAAAGGUGAUUAGCCUACUUGUGCUGUUACAGUUAAUAUUGACCCAUACAUUACACUUAAUACUCAUUUAUCUAUUUAAAGCUGCAUUGGUGAUUUGCACUAUACCUGCUCUAACUGAAUAUUACCAUCGUCUUCUUACUGUGGGGCUGUUUUCUUGUCUGCAAAUGAAAUCUCAGUAUUCUCACCAGUCUAUGUAACACAGUAAAUGCUGCUUGUUCACAUAUAAUGGCUUCCAAACAGCAUGAUGAUAAAUAAAAUGGAAAGAUAAUGA
Messenger RNA from Lates calcarifer (barramundi perch), 1384 nucleotides. RefSeq names its product cysteine and glycine-rich protein 1a (gene csrp1a). The transcript is spliced from 6 exons. Gene Ontology annotation, cellular component: Z disc; cytoplasm; nucleus. Gene Ontology annotation, molecular function: actinin binding; structural constituent of muscle. Bases 351 to 932 code for a protein of 193 amino acids. Lineage: Eukaryota; Metazoa; Chordata; Actinopteri; Centropomidae. Gene Ontology annotation, biological process: sarcomere organization; muscle tissue development. The record is from RefSeq and is a predicted model, not a curated record.